GUGCGUAAUUUUUCCAAAUCUUUAUUGGAGUCCUACUUUUGGGACCUUGCUGCCGUUCACUUCCUUAUCCUCUCCAAUCCUUUUUCUUCUGCCAUUAGAGACAACAGAAGAGAGAAAAUGGAAGCUUAUCUCCCUCUCUCCUCUUCAGUCUGCAUCACAUCCCGCCUAUAUUCAUCGCCGUCCUCCAAGCUUGUUUUCUGCACACACGCGAGGCGCCAAGCACGCAGCCCCUCAGUUGCAGACGUGGAGCGAGCCAUUGGCGCUGGCAGCUUCCACGAUAAUAAGCAUAACCCCAGGAGGGGUGUGGCAACAACUACACCUGCAAAGCUCAUAGAAAUGGUCCGAGAACCUGGUGUUGGACGUGAAGAGGGCUCUACUCCCAGGAAGCUUCACGAAGCAGGAGAGUGGAUGCUUCGCGAUACGGAGGACAGUUCUCGUUCCGGACAAGUGGCAUGUGUGUCAACAUGCAUUUGGCAAGUGGCAGUCUUGUUCAUGCAUGGCGAUGACACAAAAGGCGAUGGCAAUGGAACAAAAGGUGAUGGCAAUGACAUAAAAGGUGAUGGCGAUUACACAAGAGGUGAUGACACAAAAGGUGAUGGCGAUGGCACAAAACGCGAUGGCAAUAGCACAAAAGGUGAUGGCGAUGACACAAAAGGCGAUGGCGAUGGCACAAAAGGUGAUGGUGAUGACACAAAAGGCGACGGUGAUGGCGAUGAUACAAGGAGAGAUGACACAAAAGGCAACGACAAUGGCACAAAAGGCGAUGGGGAUGUCACAAGAAGCGAUGACACAAAAGGCGAUGGCGAUGGCACAAAAGGCGAUGGCGAUGACACAAGAGGAGAUGACACGAAAGGCAAUGGUGAUGGCACAAAAGGCGAUGGCGAUGGCGCAAAAGGCGAUGGCGAUGACAUAAGAGGCGAUGACACAACAGGUGAUGGCAAUGACAUAAGAAGCGAUGACAUAAAUGGCGAUGGCGAUGGCACAAAAGGCGAUGGCAAUGGCACAAAAGUCGAUGGCGAUGACACAAGAGGCGAUGACACAAAAGGCGAUGGCGAUGACACUAGAGGCAAUGACACAAAAGGCGAUGGCGAUGGCACAAAAGGCGGUGGCGAUGACACUUCUCUUCUCCUCUUUUGUUGGCUCUGUAUUGCCAUAGAAGCCCCUCCAGCUGGGAAAGGUUUCGAUCCUUACAUUUCGCGCCUUGGAGACACUGCAUGUGAUUUGUGGAUUUUCAAUGGCUAGAUGAUGCCUUGCCUUCUUUGUAAGAUUUCUAGUAGGUGGGAGAUUCUCAUUAGACGAGAGGUACGAGACAUUAUCAAAACCCAUGGUGAUCUUACCCCUCGGGAUUUCCUUUUUUCCAUUGAGCGUUUGAGUGGUUGCCCUGAUCAUGUUACAUGGCCAUACCUCGAGAAACUUGUCUUCUAGGUCAUACGAGAUCUCCUUCCAGAUUGAUCCCGAUCUACGGCCUCGUUGUGGUAGUAUAUGACACUAAUCUGUUCGAAUGGCUUCCCUUGCUUUGUCCAAGAUAUACUGAGUAGGAACUCUAUGCGCAUGCUUGAUAACUAUCUUAACAUGCGCCUUAUGGACUUGUGUGUACUUUUUGAACUCCGCCUUGGGAACUCGGGUAGGCUUGUAAUUGCCUUGCCUCAAAUCCUGUUCUAUUGCGGUGAUCUGUGAAUGAAUAAUACGAGAUGAUCUUGGUGGCUCAUCUUUGUGAGAACUCAUGGCUGCUGGUCGAUGAGUAUCACACGGAUUGAGCAAACCUGCAUCAUAAGAAUGUCUGACCGUCGGCAUUUGGGCUACAUACAGUGAUCUCGACAGGUUUGCAUCACGAGGAUUCCUAACUGCUAGUUGAUGGGUGUCGCAUGAGUUGGACGAGUUAGCACCAUAGAAAUGUUAAACUAUCGGCAUUUGGGCUGCAUACAAUGAUCUAGGCAAGUUAGCAUCGUGAGGAUUCCUAAUCGCCAGCCGAUAGGUGUCGUGUGAGUUGGAAGAGUUAGCACCAUAGGAAUGUUUACCUGCCUGCAUCUGAGCAUUCUUAACAAUUGAGCGUGAAGCUCAUAUGAUCAAAGGCAAAAAACGGGAGCUCUAGGGCAUAGACAUGAGGUGCCUCGACGGCUCAGAUAGUGACUUAGCCUUUACAAAAAUAGCUCGGUCACUCUUCUUUAGCGCUGUGACAGAUUGGUUCGCAGACCGCAAUGGACUUUCUUCACUUGGGAUAUUGUAAGUGAUGGCGUCGCUGUCGAGCUUUGCUUGCAAACGUUGGUUGGGGUAAGUCAAAAUCAUCCUCAAAGGUCUGUUGCCCAGUAAAUAUGAUUGAUAUUGAUUGGAAGGAAUGUGAUAUGAAGGCAUGAGCCACUAUUUGUUUAUGAUUGGCGAAUGAA
This is a messenger RNA of Amborella trichopoda, 2384 nucleotides long. Its product is annotated as putative NAD(P)H dehydrogenase subunit CRR3, chloroplastic. NCBI's taxonomy places the organism in Eukaryota, Viridiplantae, Streptophyta, Magnoliopsida, Amborellales, Amborellaceae. Gene Ontology annotation, cellular component: NAD(P)H dehydrogenase complex (plastoquinone); chloroplast thylakoid membrane. The record is from RefSeq and is a predicted model, not a curated record. Gene Ontology annotation, biological process: photosynthetic electron transport in photosystem I.